AUGAUAUGCUUUAAUCUAUUAGCUGACGAUUUCAACGAUUAUCUAUUGGCUUUGACAAUCUACAAUAGAUUCUUCCACCCUCUUCACGAGGUUCCCGGUCCCUUCAUGUGUGCGAUAUCAUGGCUUCCAUGGUACAGGUACUGGUUUUCAGGACACAUGCACCUCGAGGUUUUGAAAUUACACGAAAAGUACGGUCCUGUUGUGAGGUUGGGCCCCAGUGAAGUCUCGUUCAUUGAUGCGGCGGCAUGGAACAACAUCUACAGCUUAAAGCGAUGUCGGCAAAUAGAACGAUGCCCAAAGUCAUUUCCAGCGCUCACACCCCACGGCGCAAAAUUCGACUUGCUCACUUACAAUCCAUCUGACCAUGCAAGGUAUCGCAGAAUUCUCAACCCGUCCUUCUCCGAGAAAGCAAUACGGGAGUAUGAGCCUGCCAUUCAUCGGAAUACAGAUAGAAUGAUAUCAAGGCUCUUUGAGAGUGUUCUUGAUGAGGGUCCGAAUCUCAACAUCACAAGAUGGCUACAGUGGCUUACCUUUGAUAUGGUUGCUGAUGUCGUCUGGGGUGAGCCAUUUGACUGUAUUACAGAAGGCCACAGCCAUCCAUGCCUAGCACUGUCCAUGGACCUGGUCUCUUUAUCGUCGUUCAUUGUCUUCGUUGCUUGGUGGAUAGCACUGAAAGACUUCUUGAUCAAACUUUCGGGAGUCGAGAGAAUGUUUAUCGAGAUGGUCCGUUCUAAGUGCGAGGCCAACUUAAAUUCGGAGUCCAAGAAGAAGGGGGUUUUCUGGAAUCUAGCCAAAAGUGGAGGACCAUUGAAUAUAAACGAGCUGGACGGAAAUCUGAGCGCUCUUGUCAUCGCGGGGAGCGAAACAACAGGCUUCGUCUGCACGUCAGCAUGCUUUUACCUGGCGAGUCACCCAGCAUCCUUCCGAAAGGUGGCCACAGAAGUGAGGUCAGCAUUCUCGUCCGAAAAGGAGAUCAAUGACGAUCGCCUGAAGAAACUACCUUACCUUCGGGCCGUCCUAGAAGAGACUCUGAGAAUGACUCCAGCUGAACCAAACGGUUUAGCGAGAAGAGUCGUCGCCGAAGGCAUUGAUAUCGGGGGCAGAUAUAUCCCUAGAGGGACUGCCAUCUACGUCUCUCAGUUCGCCGCCAACCGCUCUUCGACACACUUUCACCUUCCGCAGGAAUUUCAUCCUGAGCGAUGGCUCAAUGAUCCUAGUUUCCAUAACGAUAAGCUCGAAGCCGUUCAACCUUUCAUUAUGGGUGUCAAUGCAUGUAUAGGGAGAGGGCUGGCCUGGAUGGAAAUGAGAUUGAUCAUGGCGAAGAUGUUGUGGAACUUUGAUUGGACCAUAGAUUCAAGUGAGGGCAAGGCAUUCGAAAGGGCGAAGGCCUGGCAUGUCUGGAUGAAAAACCCAUUACAAAUCACGCUGUUGUCGAGGCAUAAUCUGCCAGAUCCAAUAGUUGAUAGUACUGAGGAGUGCGGAUGA
Molecule: messenger RNA, 1485 nt
Organism: Truncatella angustata
Lineage: Eukaryota; Fungi; Ascomycota; Sordariomycetes; Amphisphaeriales; Sporocadaceae
Product: cytochrome P450
Exons: 2
Coding region: 1-1485 (494 amino acids)
Molecular function (GO): heme binding; oxidoreductase activity, acting on paired donors, with incorporation or reduction of molecular oxygen; monooxygenase activity
Source: RefSeq, a predicted model, not a curated record